AUGGCGGCCUCCAACCUCCAGAUGAAGUCGAUACCCGCGGCAUUCACCGAUCGACUCAAAAAGCUUCGAGGCGAUGAGCGAACCGAAGACUUCACCAUAACUUGCGAAGGCUCAGAAUGGAAAGUGCAUAGCCAACUUCUUCUGUUCCACUCAGAUGUGUUUGGUAAAGCUGUCUCGGGCGCCUUCAAGGAGUCGAAGGAUAAGAAACUCGAUCUCCCCGAAGAUGGCAUCACUUGCGUCAGCAAGUUGGUCGACUACAUGUACACGUUCGAUUAUCAGGUGGAAGAAGCCUGCGCGGCGCUGUCACUCAGUCUCAACACCGAACUAUACCUGGCAGGGGACAAGUACAACGUCCAGCAUCUGAAGGAAAUCGCUUUGCGCAAACUCAAGGAGGUGGCUACUCAGCGCGUGACUAGAAGCUCCGAGCUCAACCUCUUCGCAGAUCUUGAAAACGCUGCCAAGCUCGCUUGGGAUGCGGCUACUGUCAGCCAGCAUGUUCGCGAGGUCUUGAUCGAUCUCAUCCUUCGUCGUCAGCGCCUGAAGCUGACUGUAGCAGAGGGAAAACACCUCGAGCAGAUCAUGCUGGAGAAUAGCGGUAUGGCGACCGAAGUCUUGGAGGCUGCGGUCUCUAGGUGUCUCCUAGACGAGGAAGGGACAAUGUAUAGGUGUCCAAGCUGCUUACAGAGAUUCGCAACCUCGAUGGAGGGCGGUAGGAGCUAUACUUGCCCUGCGUGUUCCAGACGCUACGCCUCCAACAACUGGCGAGAUUCUUUCAAGGCGCGAUGA
Molecule: messenger RNA, 786 nt
Organism: Fulvia fulva
Lineage: Eukaryota; Fungi; Ascomycota; Dothideomycetes; Mycosphaerellales; Mycosphaerellaceae
Exons: 2
Coding region: 1-786 (261 amino acids)
Molecular function (GO): protein binding
Source: RefSeq, a predicted model, not a curated record